UACCCUCAUAAAAUGUCAUUAAAAUAUAGACAAUGUCAUUUAAUCUAUUCGUUUGUCUUUGUAAGGAGUCCGGUGUUCGGUAUGAAUACAUAGCGCAAUACUUUGUUGCAAUAAAUGCAUCAACAAAGAGGCAUGGAAGAUGCAACAUUGUUUCCAGAGCCCGUGUUGAUGAGUUGGAUGGUGUGAUCAAAGCAGCGUCAGCUCUAAAAGAACAUCGGGUUAUAUAUAACUGCCUCUUUUCUGUGCAAGGAAUGCAGUAUUCGAGUUUAUGUUGUAUUUAGUUGUCAAAACUCUUGUUGAGAUUGCCUAAAACACUAGUUAUCAUUUGAAUGAAAGUCACGACAGGUGUAUGUUUUUUUUUAUUAUACCUGCCAUCUCUUGACUUAAUAGUUUACUUGCAUGAAAUGUUUAUAUUUGAUUCAUUUGGACCGAUUUGUGUCAUUGGUGACUGGAGGAAAUGAUAAUGGCUCUCAUGACAAUAAGAGAGGCUAACAGCUGUUGCCUCAAAAACAACAAAAAAGGGCACUGUUUUUCAUUUUGAAAUAUUAAAUAUUUGUGUUAUAUGUGUAUUUCACACUUUAUUUCUAUCAAUAUUUAUACUAUAUAUCAGUAAUCGAUACUAUAUUAAUAUGUAAUUUAUUAAGCAUGAAUUUGAUGUCAAGUAACACUUGAUUUGUAAUCUUUAAUUGUUUUAUUUAUUUAUUUAUUUAUUUACAUUUGUAAUAUUUUGUCCAGUUAUUGCAGUGUCUGCUGAAUGCAAUCGCUGAAUUUCACUGAAUCCAAGCAAGGCACACAAAGAAGAUGGACAGCUAUGGGUUCUCCAGUGAUAUGUUCAGUGGCAGAGCUGUUUUGGGGGAGGACAGCUCGGUCAUGGCCCGCAUGCAGAAGAAGUUCUGGAAGACCAAGCAGGUUCUGAUCAAGGCCACGGGGAAAAAGGAAGAUGAGCAUGUGGUUGCAUCUGAUGCAGACCUGGAUGCUAAACUAGAGUUUUUCCGUUCAGUCCAGAGCACUUGCACAGAGCUUCUGAAAGUGAUUGAGAAAUACCAGCAAAGAAUCACACACCUCUCUCAGGAGGAGAAUGAGCUUGGGCUGUUCCUGCGGUUCCAGGCAGAGCAUGAUAAAACAAAAGCAGGCAGUAUGAUGGAUGCCACAAGUAAGGCCCUCUGCUGCUCUGCCAAGCAGAGACUGGCACUGUGUACCCCUCUCCAUCGAAUGGAACAGGAAGUGGAGACGUUCCGGAGGAGAGCCAUCGCUGACACUUUUCUGACAGUAAGCAGAAUGGAGAAGGCUCGGACCGAGUACCGCGGAGCUCUGCUAUGGAUGAAGGACGUCUCACAGGAACUGGACCCAGACACCUACAAACAACUGGAGAAAUUUCGCAAGGUGCAGGCCCAGGUAAGAGGGACAAAAGUGCAGUUUGAUAAACUGAAGAAUGACGUGUGUCAGAAAGUGGACAUGCUGGGAGCCAGUCGUUGCAACAUGAUAUCACAUUCCUUAUGCACAUACCAGACAACGCUCCUACAUUACUGGGAGAAGACCGCACACAUGAUGUCUGGCAUCCACGAUGCCUUCAAAGGAUAUGUUCCCUACCAGUUUACUACCCUCAAAGAACUGAGGGAUCCACUGGACCAGAUUGCAUCUGAACAGCCAGCAGAGGACAGCAAAGAGAAGGGCAAGAAGACACAUCCCGACAAUCUUGUGUCACUUGAAGAUGAACAGCUGGGUGAAUCAUCCGAGACUGUUUCUACUCGUGCUGUAGAUGGACAAAGUAGAGGAUCAGACAGCUCUUUAUGUGCCAGCCUGGACUCUGCCUUGAAUGAACAAUUUGGCCGCUUUGAUGAAGCUAGCACAGACGAUGACCUCCUAUUCAUGACCUCUGACCCUGCCCCGAUCAUGACCCCGAUCCCUUCCCUCACUCCAACCUUGACCCCAACCCUAAACCCGGCCAUGCCUGCUCUGCAGCCCCACGCACUGCAGGACGCCACGGCGCCUCCUACAGUUCAGUGGGAUUUAGGUGCCUCACAUGUGGAAAAGCAGAAAGCAUUACUCAGCACUGUACGACCUGAAAUAGGCAGAGAUCUGAUGUCUGAGGAUUUACACUCCGGUGAGGUGAAAGAAGAAGAGGGAGAGAGAGGAGAUCUGUCAUUCUUGCAGGAUCUUCUGAGUCCUGGUGCCACAGUUGGCACUAGUGAGUUCAGUAAAGCGUGGCAGGAUGCUUUCGGCUGUUUUGAGGCUCCUCCUACUCCUGUUGCUCCUGCUACUCCUGCUUCAUCACAGGCAGAAACAACGAACACAUCCACUGGCUUCCUGCCAUCUCAACUCCUGGACCAAAGCCUCCGUGCCACAGGAUGGGCAACACCACCCAUGUUUCAAGCCCCACCCCUCAAACCACCACCCAUUGGAGGACAAGCUCAUCCUGCCCAGAACAGCCCAAACUCUUUGGUUAAUGCUGCUAAAGGAAGCUCAAGGGACAUGUCUGCCUGGUUCAACCUUUUUGCAGAUCUGGACCCUCUGUCCAACCCAGAUGCUAUUGGACGCAGUGAUCAGGAGAUCCUCAGUGCCUGAGGUGUGUUUGUUGAGUGAAAGUUUGAAGCUGGAUCACACCCAAAAAUGUCUCUGUCCGUGAGAGAUCCUUGAUUUGGAGCUGGAACACUACCUCUCCUGAAACUUAGAUUCAACUAGAGCCAAGGAAGGUUCCAGAAAACUGUCCAUAUCCCUGGAAAACUAGAAGGUUUCUGACUUAUGAGAACAUGUCUCUUUCCAUCUUUCAAACUGUGUGUGUGUGCAUCUGCUGUAUGUUAAGACAAUGAAGGGUAAAAUGUUAAAGAUUUCACCAUAUCUCUAUAUCACUAUAUCUGAGUGUUGUUACAUGGGAAUAAAAUAUAUGUUACUUUAUGAAGUUCACAUCUUUAAAGGGAAAUGAAGGUCAAAUUUGUGAGAAUUUGCCCUUCUCUUGUGUGAAAGUGUGUGUGGAAAGGAGUGACCAAGAAAAUAAACCUAUACGAGUCUGUAAAUACAAAAUAUCUGUCUGCUUUGUAUAACAGGGGUCAUGAGUUUUAAAUGUCCAGAAACAGGGUUACAUAUUUAUUACACCUAUUAUAGAUUACAGACUGUAUUUUAAAUCAACUACAGAUACCCACGCAUCACAAAUGUUUAUUUUUUGACUCUCACUUGAUUACCCCGAACAAUAAACCUGAUAAAUGAAAUUAUUUAUUAAUACCAUAAAAUAGUGUUACUGUACUACAUAUGCAAGUCGUGUGCUGUGCCAUUAGUUUAAUGAGAAUGAGGUGGUGAAAUGGAACUUUUAAUAGGAGAUGCAUUCACAGUGACAUAAAUGCUAAAAUACACACAUAGAAUGAACAUCUCCAACAAGUUCUUCACUGUCACACUGUGCUGCAAAACACUGGAAUGAAUUCUCUCUGUUUGUGUGAAUAUGUUUUUGUAUGUUAUGUCAUUUUGACCACCAGAUUUCCUGGCAACCCCUUCCCGUACUCUAAAAAAAACAUGACACAUUUCAUGUUAUUCCAGAAUAUCAUACUCGUAACACAUCGAGAGUCAGUUUAUUUGCAACUAUGACCAAUCUGUUUUCUUUUGUAUUAAAAAAUUGGUAGCACUAUACAUUUAAGGUUCCAUUUGUUUACAUUAGUUAACUACAUUCUUUAACAUGAACUAACAAUGAACAAUACUUUACACUAUUUAUUAACCUUGGUUAAUGUUAAUUUCAACAUGUACUAAUAUAGUUUUUGAAUUAAAAGUUGUAUACAUUAACAAAAGUUAAUUAUUAAUUGAUUGUAUUUUUAUUAACUAACAUUAACAAAGAAUAAAUGGUGUAAAAAAUAUUUUGUUCAUUAUUAGUUCAUGGUACUUAAAUGUUAUGGGUUCAAGACAAGUUAAGCUCAAUCGACAGCAUUUGUUGCAUAAUGUUGAUAACAACAAAAAUUCAUUUCGACUUGUUCCUCCUUUUCUUAAAAAAAAAAAAACAGUGAGGCACUUACAAUGAAAGUGAUUGGGGUCAAUUUUUGGAGGGUUUAAAAAUGUGAUAGAAAUGUGAAGCUUAUAAUUUUAUAAAAGCACUUGUAUUAAUUCUUCAGUUAAAACUGGUGUAUUAUUUGAACUGUAAAGUUCUUUACAUUGUCAUUUUUACAGUCAUUUUAGGGUUUCAGGUUUUGUUGACAUUACAUCGUAAAAUUGGCUUUAACUUUACACGGAUGCGGUUAGUAAGUGAUUUUAUCACACUAAAAUCAUGCUAACACACAUAUGUCUUCUGGCUAAACUUUUGAAACAGUGAGUCUUUUAACAUAAAAGUUUGGCCCCCAUUCACUUCCAUUGUAAGUGCCUCACUGGAACCCAGAUUUUUGCUUUUUUUUUUUUUUUUUUAAACAAAAGGAGGGACGAGCCGAAAUCAAUCUUUGUGGUAAUCAAUAUUAUGCUACAAAUCCUGUCGAUUGAGCAUAACUUUUAUUGAACCCAGAACAUUCCUUUAAUACAUUAACUUGUGUUAACUAAUGGAACCUUAUUGUAAAGUGUUACCAAAAAAAUCUUAAUUAUUGCUUGCAAUAAACUGCUUCCAAGCGCCAUCUCGGAUGGUUCUAGAAUGUAUCUUGUCUGUAUAAUAAUUUGUUUUGUCGACUCUGAAUAGCUUGUGUAGGCAUAUAACCAUGGAUCAUUUCGAAACAUUUCAAAUGGGAUAUCACUCUAUAUUUGAGGGAGCACACAUCUCUUUCUUUUUGUGCAGUUUAAUGUUUUGAAGUGUCACUUUCUGUACUAGAUUAUUUUUCAUGUGUGUGGAGCUAUAUGUUGCAGCAUUAUUGUAACACUUUGUUCUUUGUCUUUUUUAAACUUGUUAAGAAAAGAAUGUACACUGCACCAUUCAUGGCUGCUUUCAUCCAUUUAUUUUAUGCAAAUUUGCCUUUUAAGUUACAUAAACAAUGUACUUGUAGAAUUUCAUUGAAAAAAACUGGAAUAUAGGAGAGCGUGCAUCACCAAGGCUUUGAUACUUCAUUUGAGAGUAAAUAAAUUUGAGUGAAAUUCUGUCA
Molecule: messenger RNA, 5036 nt
Organism: Myxocyprinus asiaticus (Chinese sucker)
Lineage: Eukaryota; Metazoa; Chordata; Actinopteri; Cypriniformes; Catostomidae
Product: islet cell autoantigen 1-like protein
Exons: 16
Coding region: 802-2565 (587 amino acids)
Biological process (GO): regulation of transport
Cellular component (GO): Golgi apparatus
Molecular function (GO): protein domain specific binding
Source: RefSeq, a predicted model, not a curated record